Molecule: messenger RNA, 4275 nt
Organism: Closterium sp. Yama58-4
Lineage: Eukaryota; Viridiplantae; Streptophyta; Zygnematophyceae; Desmidiales; Closteriaceae
Source: the annotation of a GenBank genome assembly
AUGUUCGAAUGCGAGCCGCCAUCGCCGUCCACGGCGAUCUCACUCUCACGCCGCGUCGGCGGCAACAGCACCGCCAAAAUUCAGUACAAGCGAUCCCAAUCGGACCGUCCAAGUCUAACCGGGGAUCCCCAGCAGCCCGUCAGACGACAGCCAAUCCCCUCCCCGAGAACAGUCGAAACUCCUGUCUUGCGAAGCGAACCUAGCAGGGAAUUCGUCGGCGGCGGAGAGCAGUUGGCGGAGGAGCAAUUGACGGAGGAGCAGUUAGCGGAGGAGGGGUUAGACGGGAUGAGCAUGGAGGAGAUGGAAGCGCUCUGCGAGAUCAUGGCGCUCGAGGAGUCGCAAGCCCGCGCGGCGCGCAUGGAAGCGCUGGGCUACGAGGUGGCGGGCGGGGAGGGGCGCGAGGAGUACCGCAAGGAGGGGGAUGGCGGGGAGGGCGGAUGGUGGCAGGUGGGGUACAGCGACGGCCCCGCGGGUGGAGAGGCGAGCGGUAGUGGGGAAGCGGAAGGCGGGAGGACAGAAGGUGGGGAAGGGGUUGCAGUGGUUAUUGGGGAUGACGGAGAGGGUGACAAUAAGGAGGGAGGCUCGGUGGGCUCCUUGAUUCGGUCCAUCGAGGGACUACCCAAGCAAAGCAAGCAACAACCUCCGCCACUCUCCCCAGAAAAAACGCCAGGCAAGUCGCGCAAGUCGUCAGGUGGAAAGAAGAGCAGGGAGAAGCGCAGAGGCGAGCCGGGGGGCGCGGAGACCGUCGCGGGCGCGAUUGAGCGGUUCAGCGGCAGCGGGAAGGACCCUGUGCGAGUCUCAACGUCCCGAAUGACGGCGUCCACGUCAGAACCGUCGCUGGCUCUCGCUGCUGCUGUCGCGACCGCGGGGAAUCGGCGCUAUGGCCUGGCGAAUGGCGGCACCGCCUCGCCUAUGGAAGACAGGCCGGCGGGAAUGGCGGGUGGAGGAGCAGCGAGGGGCUCUGCGGGACUGAGUGGGGAGUUCCCCUUGGAGCUAUCGUCCAGUCCCUCUGUGUCCGUUGUCGAUGCUGAGCUGUCAAGGAAGAAGACUGAGGUGGCACGAUAUGAAACUGAGCUGGCACGGCGCCGUGCUGAGCUGAACCGACUGAGGGUUGAGCUGGCGAGUGUGAGCGUAGAGAAGGUGCAAGCGGAUAUCGCGCUGAAUCGGUUAAAGCAGGAAGUAGAGGAUUGGUCGUAUGUUCCCGCCGACGGGACAGGGCAGGGAAGAAACGAAGCGGACGAGGCAGGGGAAGCAGGCGAAAGCGGUGCGCCUGAUGUAAAGAAGGAUGGGGACGGAGGAAGCAGCGAGGGGAAUUCUUCUCCUGGCCGGUUGAAGGCGCAACUGGGGAAGGUGAGGCUUGAGAACGAGCGACUGAAGAGACGAGAGAAGAGCCUCACUGCUGACGUGGAAUACAUCGAAACCAUGCUGGCGCAGGAGAAGGGCGAGUCAGCAGCGCUGCGGCGUGAGCUGGCGGAGGUCAAACAGCAUCGAAAAGAUCUUGACAAGGAGCUCUCAGCUGCGCAGAAAGAACUCUCCUCCCUCAGGCGAUCAGCAGCAGUAGCGGAGAGGCGGGCAGCAGCAGAGGAAGCAGACGCGGCGUUGCUGCGGCAGCAGCUGCAGAAGGCACAGGCGGCGGAGAUGGGGCUACUAGAACAGCUGCAGCUGGCGACCAAGGAGGCGAUGGGGCUGCGGAAGACGCUGGUGUGGAGCAAGGAGACGCGCGAGGACGCGGAGGAGUGGGAGCGCGGGCUGCAGGGCACACUGGCGGAGCAGGUGCAGCGCAAUGGCGAGCUGGAGGUGAAGGGCGGCGAGAUGAUGACGCGGCUGCUGGUGCUGGAGAAGGAGCUCGCGGAGGAGCAGCAAAGGCGCAGCGCUGCCGAAUUCCAGGCACGGGAUGCAGUGGCAGCGAAGGAACUUCUGGAGGAGGAGGUGAUGCUGCUGCGGCACACCAGAGGGGCGAUGAAAGAUGCGUGGGCGGUAGGGGAAGGCAAGGAGGGGGGGGUUGAUGGUGGAGAAGGGAGGAGGGCAAGCAGCAGAGCAGAGGAGGGGGCGGGCGAUAGGAAUGCAAAGGUGGCAUCCUCUGAUGGGCUCAAGAUGGAGGUGCCUGCUCGAGUGUGGGACAUUCUCGACCAGGUGGAGGAGACGAAGGCGAGGGGCAUGGCGGAGCGGGACGAGUUGACGCGCCUGCACUGGCUGACGGCCUAUGCCGCUGUGCGAUGGCUCAUGCGACAAGCAAACGGCUCUGACGACGGUAUCGCACGUCGCUCGCUAGUCGGGAGUCGAGCAUCAGCAGGUUGCGACUACCGACGAGGGAGCUGGGUGCCCACGUCCUCCAUCCGCAACUACAAGCCGCCCUACGCCAGCGGCUGCGCCGGGGGCUUCUCGUGUGACACUAACGGGCGCAACCCCGCCGGAUACGUGUGGGUGCCCGCGCCGCCUUGCUCCUACGACCGAUGGAGAUUCAAUCCCAAGACGUUUCUCGAGACCAUGCGGAACAAAAUCGUCGCAUUUGUGGGUGAUUCGCUAAGCGACAACCUGCACGCGUCGUUCCAUUGCAUCCUCUCCGCGUACACAAAAAUUGAGUUUAAGAAGUCGUGGCUGGGCGGCGCGAAGCCGGUGGGGUCGCUGCACGCGGCGCAGUACAACUUCACGCUGCUCUCCAUCAACAGCGGCUACAUCGUGCAGAGCCCCCGAUACUACAAGGACCAAACACAGCCAUACGUGGUGAACCCCAAGUGGGCAGGCAUUCUGCGCUACACGCACUCUAUCAUCUUCAGCGCCGGCCACUGGUUCUUCCACCCGCCAAGCACAAAGCUUGGGUCCAACCCCGAUUGGAAGCCCAUGGGGGCAUACCGCAAGGCCAUGGGUACACUAUUUGACUACUUUGAGAAAACACCCUACAGCGGCCUCCCCAUCUUCAUGACCUUCUCCCCAAUCCAUGCCGGGAAUGCGUGCGCCACCGCCAAUGCCCCAUUUGCGAAUGAGACCGAUGGCGUUGCGCAUCUCAAUGGCUACACCAUACCAGCCAUGAAAAAGCAAUUUUUGGAGAUGCCUACCAUACAAGUCCAGCAGCCAAUAGCUGCAAGGACGUUAGGCACGGACUUCGAGGUGCACCGCAACUGGCUCGCCAUCACGCACUCGCUGCCUCUCUCGCAGUGGUACGUGGACGCGACGAGCCCUUGGACGCUGGACUACCCGCCGCUCUUCGCCUUGUUCGAGCGCUGCCUCGCGCUGCUCGCGUGCCGCGUCGACCCGCUCAUGACCGACCUCGUUAACGGCCUCGAGCACGCCAGCUACGCCACCGUGCUCUUCCAGAUCCAAUCCCCCUCCCGGCUGUCCCCCGCAGCGUCUAUCAGUGAUGGGCACGGACUGCCUGCUGGCCGUAGCAGCAUGGCGCUGCACGCGCGGCCUGCCCUCCCGGGCGCACCGCAACCCUCGGCGCCAGGCAGCUCCAUCCCCCUCCUCGCCUCGCUCGCCCGUAUAGUCACACUGGGCGCAGUGGUCCUUGCAGUGCUGCUCCUCUCCUUCGCCCCCUUCAUAGUGACAAAGCAGAUCCCCAACCUGCUUGCCCGCCUGUUCCCCUUCGGCCGUGGUCUCAUGCACGCAUACUGGGCGCCCAACUUCUGGGCGCUCUACACCCUCGCUGACAAGCUCCUUGCUGCUGCAGCUUCGAUUGCAGGCUCGGCAGGAGGUCCGGGAGUGGAAGGGAAGGGCGGGUGGACUCGGGGAUUGGUGGGUGAUUCAGUGGGGUUCAGUGUGGUGCCGCAGGUGACGCCGCUGGCUGCUGACACUGAUGGUGCUGACAGGGAUGGUGCUGACAAGGAUGGGAAAGAAUGUAAGGGGAGUGAACCCCAUGGCACGCCCACAGGGGAGCAGCGGCGGUGGAGCAUGCAGGCCAUAGCAGCAGCGCUGGCACACGUGUUUCUGAGUGCGUUCCUGCUGGGGUGGCACGUGCAUGAGAAGGCGGUGCUGCACUUCCUGCUGCCGCUCUCCCUCCUCGCCUCCUCCUCCCCCGCAUGGGCGUCUGAGUUUCUCAUUCUUGCCACUGUGUCACACUACGCUCUCCUGCCCCUCCUCUUCACACUCCCCGAGUUUCGAGUAGUGCAUGCUCUGGGUGUUUUACCCUUAGAAAUGCUGUGUCAGCUGCUGUACCACCACCCACGGCUGCAUGCGCGCUUGCCUUUCCUUCCGCUGCUCCUCACUUCCGUGUACUGUGCUGUGGGCAUCGCCGUAGCUUGGGCUGUACAGUUGUAUGCGAUUGUCAGUUCCUCCUGA